GAACAAACAUGGCGGAGGCUUCCUAUGGAAGUUCGAGUCCAGGCAAAGAAACUCUUAAGCUUUUUAUUAAAUUUCUUGGCCCUGGCAUUUAAUCAGUAUAUGUGCUGAUUGCCUCUGGCAAAUGUGAAACAUUUAAGAUAUUGUUCAACGUAUGAGGGAGGAACAAGAGGAAAUUCUAAUUAAAUUCACAAGAAGUUGAGUUGGCUCAUUGUCUUCUGAGGAUCAUGAUUUCGACCCUACAGCAGAAAUGCUAGUGCAUGAGUAUGAUGAUGAGCGAACACUUGAAGAGGAGGAAAUGUUAGAGGGAGGGAAGAAUUUCACAUCUGAAAUUGAAGAUUUGGAGAGGGAGAGCAACAUGCCACUUGAUGAUUUGCUGGCGCUUUAUGGGUGUGAACCUCCAGUGAUAGAAAAUGAAAAUCCAGGGAGUUCGCCAAGUGAGCUCGCUGAUGAGUUACCUGACAUGACUCUUGAUAAGGAGGAAAUAGCAAAGGACCUACUUUCAGGUGACGAUGAAGAAACACAGUCUUCCGCUGAUGACUUGACCCCAUCUGUUACUUCUCAUGAAACAACAGAUUUAUUUCCCCGACACUUGAGAUCAAGCACCACCUAUGAUGGUGAUAAAGAAUCUGAAGAUGAAGAAGGACAAGAUGAUUGUGUACCACCUGAAGACUUAAAAAAGGAAAUAAUGGUGGGUUCGGCAUAUCAAGCUGAAAUUCCAUCCAGCUUGUGCAGAUAUGAAGAUGGUGAUCGAGUCUAUGAAAAUGAGGACCAAUUACUUUGGACUCCCUAUUUGCUUCCUGAAAGUACGGUAAAGGAGUUCUUGCAUGAAGCAGCUAAAAGAUCUGCAGAUGAGAAAGGCAUUGGUGGUAUUCCUGAAGGGACACAUGUAAGGGACAAUGAACAGGCUUUGUAUGAACUUCUAAAAUGUAACCAUGUUGUUAAGGAGGCACUCGGAAGUUACCACUCAAAUAUAAAGGCUACACGAGAUGAACGAUCUGCUUGGACGGAAGAGGAGUGCAGAAACUUUGAACUUGCUCUUCGACUCUAUGGUAAAGAUUUUCACCUAAUACAGGCAAAUAAGGUCAAGAGUCGAACAGUGGGAGAAUGUGUGGCUUUCUACUAUAUGUGGAAGAAAUCGGAAAGAUAUGAUUACUUUGCACAGCAAACCAGGUUUGGGAAGAAGAGAUACAAUCUGCAUCCUGGAGUUACGGAUUACAUGGAUCGCUUGGUAGAUGAGGCUGAAAUGGGAAUGUUAAAUCGGUCAGUACAUUCUCCGUCUAUCUGUUCUUCAGUCAGCAGAACAGAAACAAUUUCCGAUCACAAUCUGAUGAGCUCUGGACAUGAGUUUGUUGCACUGACCAGUGUUGGUACAACAUGCAAUGUGACAGAUGUAAACUGUUUGGAUUCCUAUAAUUUUCCUCCGUUGGACAGUUUACACUCAAAGGGACCAACUACGCAUGUGCCUGUUUUAAUAGAAGAGUCACUUGGUUUGCCUGCGAAUGGUGACACAGACUGUCUAAAUUUAUUUGAGACUGGAUUCUACCAUUCUGAUUUAAACCAGAUAAGCAUGUGCAACGAUGAAUCUGAAAGACCUGCAAAAAGAUUGAAAAUGGGGAUCGCUGUCCAAGAAUCUUUUAUCAAUGACGUUUCUGUAAAUAACCUGAGUGUGGAUUUCGAGAAUCGUACACAUCACAUCACUAGUGCCAAAAUGUCUGUUUCCGUUGCAGAUUUUAGCAGCUUGUCUGGUAGUGAAGCAAAUGGCUUCAUCAAUCCCCAUGCACUACACCAGCACACAGCUCUACAAUCAGAGUGACUUCUGCAUUGAAACUUCUUCUGGAAUGGUGGUAUGCAGUAACAGUGAACUUGGUGGGUGAGCCAUCAAGUUUGUUCAGUCAUUCACUGGAAGUUUGAAUUUUUUUACUAUGACAUCAGUGAUGUCUUUUUACUUAUAGAACCUAAUCUUGAUUUCUCAAGAGUUAAAUAGCCAUUUAUUUUCAGUCCCUAAUAACAUAGAAAUUCAGAGAUUAUGUUCACAUAGCAGAGUUGGGGACUUAAAAUUGAAUUUUAUGAUGCAGUCUUGAAGUCUCAAGCCAUUGCAUCUCCUUUGUAGCCAGUAGACAAAGGAAGCAUUUCACCUCUUGACACCAACAUUGGGAAUCUGAAACAAUAGAAAUGGCUUCCAUGAGUCCAUGCUACUGUGACAGUAGUGGGUACAGAGGAAUACUAAUGUUUACAGGUACCUAGCCUUGUCCCUGGCUAAUGUAGCAUUUUAGAAGUGAACUGCGCCUAUCAGUGCAAGGACCUGCAUGAAUAGAGCGUUCUCUCAUCCAUUGACUUAGAGCAGAGCACUUCAGUUUACAGUGCCGUGAGUGUAUCCUUGGACGAAGAUUGCUGGAUGAAGUACAAGUGGGAGGAAGCCUACAGACAUGCAUUUGUCUAGCAAGAGUUGGGCAUGGCUGCCAUCUGUAAACGGGUUGCAACUACUGCCAGAUUUCUGAGUGCUUAAAAACUCUUGAAGUUUUUAUUGAUUAGAUUAAAUAUUGAAUUUUGUGAUAAUUGUAUAUGGAUGUUUAUUUUUUUUAAAGACUUUAAAGAUUGUACCAUAGUGUAUCUGAAACUACGCAGUGCAUUGUAUAUCUUAUGAGAUUUCCUGGGGCAGCUGAAACCGUUUUCACACAGCUUGGGACUUGCCACUUUUCAACAUGAUUCUAAUUUGACAGUCUCGCCAAAUUUCUUGCAGCAGUUCAUUGUGUUUUGUACAAAAUAAUGUGUCCAUAGCUAUAUAAUACAGCAAAACCUUGAUUAAUCAGAUUGAGCUUAACUCCUUCCCAGUGCAUUCCAGUGUUUUUAAAGUCUGUUGUAAAUGUGACUCUGAAGAUAAAGGUUUUGAAAUAAAACACUUGUUAGACUGAAGCAAGAAGCAACUGUUCAAUAUUAGAUUAUAGUAGUUAUUACUGAUCAGAGAUACUUAGUAUCCAUUUUUGCAAAUCUGAAGUAGGUGCUUUUGCAUAUAAAAUUGCUGCUGAAAAUUGUCAGCUGCUGAUUAAGGCACCUUGGGAAGUCUUAUUUAGAAGUAGGAAAAGCUUAGCAUCCUAAAAUAUAUAAGUAUAUUUUGCAUAUUUACAGUACAUGCAGUCAUGUUUCAUAGUGUAACUUUUUCUAUUAUCUGCAUAACUCUACUUCCUCAAGUUUCUAAUUUACAUCGUAGGCCAUUAUUGUCCAAAAUCAUAUUUGUUUUGUGGGUUUCUGGAUUUGACAUUAUUUAAAAAUGCAGCUACGGCUGUUUCAAAAUAUUAAUCCCUGUCAGAUAGCUACCUUUAGAUUUAUUUACUAAUGUUAAAAAAUCCAGGGUUUUACUGUAUCGUAUUUGAGAAAAGUUUUAUUGAUUGUGCAAGGGAGUGAAGAUGUGAAGGAGGCCAAGUAAUUUGGAUACACAACAUGAUGAACUGCUUUCAUUUUUUUGUAAAUAUUUAUAUUCUGUCUGAAAAGAGUGACUAUCCUUUUCCCCCAACCAUAUUCUUCACAAUCUCUGAAAAAGUAAAUGAAUUUGUAUCGAAUUACCUUGAAGGUUGGCCUAGUGGGCAUUUUAAAUGCUGAAGAAUAGAUACUAUGGUUUGAGAGAUUGGUUGAUUUUUUUUUCUAUGUAGAUGCAUAUAACUGUACAGCCAUAAUCUAAUGGUCUUUCAGUUUUUAUGCAGGAAUCUUGUAUGAUAGACAAAGCUUUAGAUUCUGAGACGAUACAGAAUGACAUAAAGGUACAAGACACAGAAGUAACGGGUAGCCUUGGCUCUUGCCAGUAUUGCGUGAAAUUGUAAUCCAAGUCAUCAGCUUCUUGUAGCUGUGUUUAUGUGCUGAUCUAUGCAUUUGUCUUUUGUGAGUUUCUUUUCUUAAUGUUAACUGAACUAGUCAUGUAUUUGUGGAAAUGCUAUACAUAUCCCUUCAUUUAUAUAUUUGUGUGACUGUGGAUUUGCAAAGGCUAGUCUGUAGUAAUGUUCACACAGGUUUAUGACUGAUCACUCACAUCAGUUGCACUUUCUGAAAUUUUGAAAACCAUUCCUAGUGCAUUAUAAAUACAGAAUUUAACUAUGCAUUCAGACUUUGUAAGUUCCCUUGGUAAACAGAAGUGUGUGAUUUUAUUACAGGGUUUAAUUUAAAAUUUCCUAGAACUGAUUUGCUUGUGAUUUUUUAAAAAAAAAUAAAGAGCCACAAAUCCUUAUUGGAUAUGUAUUCUCUUGCCAAUUGUAUUGAUUAACUCUUCUGACUGAAUAAUGCAAUUUGUUUAAAAGCAUUGUCAGGCCUAUUAUUGAUUAUUUGCUAUCAACUUAAUUUUUUUCAGAAUUGUUUUUGACAUGUUGAGCAAAACGUUAAUCAACAUAUGCUAAACUAAGAUCAUUGCGAUGUGUAUGAUACUGGCAACUUACCAAAAUUAAAACCAAAUACUUGUUGGGAAAUGCUAUUUUAGAAUUUUGUACAUUUCCUUUGUGUUCAUACUAAAGGCCAUAAUUUAGACAAUAGACAAUAGGUGACAACAGACAAUUUAAGAAUGUAAUUAUGUACAGUUUCAACAUAGAAUAUACAUUUUCCCCAAAUAUUUAGUGCCAUGAAACAUUGUUUAGUUUGCUCUUUCUAAAUGAGGAUCUCAUCAUUUAAACCACUGGGAUUUAGAAGAUCUUGCUGUUUUUUUUUGUUGAGUUUGAAGUGCUGGCCAAAGAUUGUGCUUUCCAUUUUCAUGUUGGGAAGUCAGUUCAUUUAUUUUGUUUGCAAGUGUAACAGGUGCUGUAAAGAAUAUAGCAAUACUUCACGAUGAAGAUGAUGCUUUUUCUCACUAGUCUAAAUGAUUAGUUUCCUAAUAUGAAUUCCAUUUACUUGAAAGCUGAACAUGGCUUAAGAAUAUCAAAGUGCAUACAAUUAAGGCAUUUAAAAUUAUGCAGUCUUCCUUAUUGGCUGAGGAUAGACAAUUGUACUGCAAAUAUUUUGAGGUUCCUAAUAUUUAUUUUUAACCAAAGUCUGUAGUCUGAAUUAAAAUUACUCAUUGAAAGAAAAAGAGAUUAAUUGACAUUCCAACUAUUGCAAUUGUAACUGAAAUCUGAAAAGUUGAUGUAUUAACAGAAGAGGGAGUUUGUACAAUGUGAAAAAUUGUAAACAACAUGGUAUUGGUAAUCAAUACAGAUAUGCUGAUUAAAAUGUUUUGGUAAACACCAGCAAUACUGUUCUGAAGAAAUGGUUCUACUGCUCUUCUGUAUUGUUUCAGAGUUAGCAGAACUGCCGGUACAAAAAAUGGGCUAAUUAGUGACAAUCAAGACAGCGUUUAGUUUUGAAGGUAUUCAAGGGGAAAAUUCUAAUGUUGCAUUUGGUUUUAAUAUUUGUAUAUAAACAUUGAAGGUUUUUGUUCAGCAUUAUUUUGUACUUGUGUUGUAUCUUGAUAUGUGGUGUGCACCAUUCCAGAAAUAAAAGGUCUGGAAGUCUCAUCUUUAUUUUAAUCAAGUGUAACUUCAAAGUUACUAAUGAGGAAUACAGUUAAUGUUUAAAACUUAGCCAACGGAAUAUGAUGUAAUGUACUAAAUUACAUUUAAGAAACCCAAGCAAAAUUUAUGGCACACAAACAACGUGAGACAUAGAUCAUCACACCAGUCCGAUUUGUUGUUGAUGUUGAUCUAAAGUAUAGUAGAAAAAUCUGCUUGAUCAUCAGAGAAUAUGGACUACAGGUACUUCUGCUAUAAAACAUUUUGUUUAGUGCAAAAUUUGCUGUAAUGAGAUUGAUGAAUAGUGGACGCUGUUUGGAUAACGUGAACUUUCUGCUGUUCAGAUAUACUAUUUCCCUAUAACGUGAUUUUCUAUAGCGUGAGGUAACACAAGGGCGUGACUGUUGUGUUAUAGGAGAAAUACCUGCAUUAAGUAUUGCAGUUCAUGGCUGCUCAAAGAUCGAGAGCUCCAAUGAAAUUCUGAGUGGUAUUUCACAAUCUUUUGGUAACCAUGGUCUCAUCACCUUUGCAACCAGGACCAUAUUUCCUAAUAUAUUUGAA
Stegostoma tigrinum is the source of this 6023-nucleotide messenger RNA. RefSeq names its product mesoderm induction early response 1, family member 3 b (gene mier3b). The coding region runs from base 248 to 1813 and encodes 521 amino acids. Gene Ontology annotation, cellular component: nucleoplasm. The record is from RefSeq and is a predicted model, not a curated record. Gene Ontology annotation, biological process: negative regulation of transcription by RNA polymerase II. Lineage: Eukaryota; Metazoa; Chordata; Chondrichthyes; Orectolobiformes; Stegostomatidae. The transcript is spliced from 14 exons. Gene Ontology annotation, molecular function: transcription corepressor activity; histone deacetylase binding.